Molecule: messenger RNA, 1692 nt
Organism: Epithele typhae
Lineage: Eukaryota; Fungi; Basidiomycota; Agaricomycetes; Polyporales; Epitheliaceae
Product: pre-mRNA-splicing factor SLU7
Exons: 6
Coding region: 1-1692 (563 amino acids)
Biological process (GO): mRNA splicing, via spliceosome
Cellular component (GO): spliceosomal complex
Molecular function (GO): pre-mRNA 3'-splice site binding
Source: RefSeq, a predicted model, not a curated record
AUGGCGUCUGCAUCUGCCACCGGAAAGCUUUCCAGGGAAGAGUUCAGGCGACAGAAAGACCUCGAUGCAGCUCGUAAGGCGGGUACUGCGCCUGCAGCCGUAGACGAGGAGGGAAAAGCGAUCAAUCCCCACAUUCCCCAAUACAUCGCGCAAGCUCCAUGGUAUCUCGACACCGGCGCCCCCUCCCUCAGCCACCAACGUAUUCCCGAGUACGACCGCUCCGCCGACAAGCUCGACAAUUGGUACGACCGUGGGGCCAAGGCAGGCCCGGCGGCGAAGAAGUACCGCAAGGGCGCAUGCGAGAACUGUGGGGCGAUGACGCACAAGCGGCAGGACUGCCUCGAGCGGCCACGACGGCGGGGCGCGAAGUUCACAGGCAGGGACAUCGCCGCGGACGAGGUGGUCCAGGACGUGGCGAGCGGGUACGACGCGAAGCGGGACCGGUGGAACGGGUACGACCCCGCGCAGCACAAGCAGGUGUACGACGAGUACGAGGCGGUCGAGGCGGCGCGGCAGAAGCUCCGGGAGGACGAGAUCGACAAGCGGACGACGACGGACCUCGCGGCGGUGCGGCGGGUGGCGAAGGCGGGCAAGGAGAAAGCGGAGGGCCGGGACGACGACUUUGGGAGCAGCGAGGACGAGGACGAGGACACGGACAAGUACGCGGAGAGUGCGGACGCGGUGGGCCAGAAGCUGGACACGAAGACGCGGAUCACGGUGCGCAACCUGCGUAUCCGCGAGGACACGGCGAAGUACCUGCUCAACCUGGACCCGUCGAGCGCGCACUACGACCCGAAGACGCGUUCCAUGCGUGAUAACCCGCUGAAGGGGAUCUCUGCCGAAGACGCUGUGUUCGCUGGCGAGAACUUCCUUCGGUACUCUGGCGAGGCUUUCGAAGUACAAAAGCUGCAACUGUUCGCGUGGAACGCUGCCGCGCGAGGGAACGACGUUCAUGUGAACGCCAACCCAACGCAAGGACAGCUGCUCCAUUCACAGUACAUCAAGAAGAAAGAGGAGCUCAAGGAUACAACGAAAGUCAGCAUCCUUGCGAAGUAUGGUGGAGAAGAGUACCUGGAGAAGGCCCCGAAGGAGGUGCUGCAGGGUCAGACGGAGGAGUAUCUGGAGUACUCGCGCACGGGUCAGGUCAUCAAGGGGAAGGAGAGGGCGAAGAUGAGGUCAAAGUACCCAGAGGAUGUCUUCGUCAACAAUCACACCGCGGUGUGGGGUUCGUGGUACGACCUCGCAUCCGGGACGUGGGGCUACGCAUGCUGCCAUUCUGCUGUCCACAUGUCAUACUGUACCGGCCUCGCCGGUAUUGAAGCUGCGGAAGCUUCUAGUGCCCAGAAUCUCCUGGCAUCCUCAUCAAAGCCUCCCGAGUCGUCUAUGCCACCACCGCCAGUGCCGACAGACAGCGCGGAGGAGCGGAAGAAGAAGGCGGAUGAGCUGUUCUCGAAGCGGCGGCUGGGCGAGGGCGAGGUGGCGCUGGACAAGGAGAAGCUCGCGCAAGCCGUGAACGAGGAGCGGAAGCGGAAAGCUCGCGUAGGCGACGACGACGACCGAGGCGGCAAGAAGCAGCGCGGCUUUGGGGGAUCGACGAGCUAUGAGGUCUCGGAAGAAGAGCUCGAGGCCUACCGGAUGAAUCGGCGGAUGACGGAGGACCCGAUGGCGAACUAUGUGGACUCGGAGGUGUGA